AUGGAUCACGCAAAUCUUCGAGAGAAUGAACUUCCAUGCCGCCUGCUAUCCAACUUCACCAUCUUUGAUAGUGACGCUCAGAAUGUCCUGGUUUCGCUUGCAAACUUGAACAGUCACGGUUCGACGCACUUCGGUGCUGCUGGGGUCGCGGCGGCUUACCUCGAAGACGAGGAAGAUGCGGGCCAAGAAGACAGAGACGACUCGGAUGUAGUCUCUCUGCACCUGCGCAACAUAACCUGUACAUUUGACUACACGGAGGUUGAUGGACCGGUUCAGAUUUACACAGAUCGAGCUGCUUAUAUCCUCAAAAACCCUUCCAACGCUUACAAGCCAAUGUAUGACCCUUACUAUCGACGGCACAAGACUCUUCAGAAGAUCAUCUCGACUGCCCGGGAAGAUCCAAGGAUGGACUAUAAGACCUUCGCUGAAUUUCUCUCCACAUCUUAUGACGAAGUCCUCGGUCGGUGUUGGACCACAAAUGAUAUUGCUCUUGUGGUACUUCUCUCUUCCUCGCAUCUCAGUCGUCGUUCUGAUUCAAUAAAUAUCACAACUCAACAGAAAGACUAUCUUCCAAAGGCCACCGAGAGCCUAUCGGAAGCCAUCCGGACAUCAGGAAUUGUCCAAUACAUCCUCUCUGGAAGGCCAUUGCACCUUACUUUAGAGCAACACAAUGCCAACAAACGCAAGAUACGCAUGGACGCUGCAGAUCUCCGCACAGUCGGCAACAUCGAUGUUUCUCUCCUCCGCCAGGAGAACCAGAAUCCUACCCACGUCACCUCUCAUAUCGCAAAUCUCGCUUCUGGGCUCUUCCGUGAGCAAAUGAUGGUUGUUGGUAGGCGCACCCAUGGAGUAGGGAAGGAGGUCCUGACGAGGCGCGAGAGCGUACAGUUCAAUAGCAUGAAAAAGUAUCAAAGGCAGACGUUGUUGAAGGUGAAGGCAGUCAAAUGGCGCCCGGAGUGGGCUGUUGAUAGGAAUAUCGGAUGGUUUUUCAAGGCUGAGGUAGAUGGCACGAUCUACUCUGUCGGUGACAUUAUUGUUAUCCCGAAGAAGAACGUAAACAUGGCCGCCAUGAACGAGAAAUCAUCACUUUCGGGCUUCUUCAAGUAUGUCUUUCGAUUCGGGCAGAUCAUUUACAUUCGCAUUGACACCCACCUCGAACAGGCGCAUGUUCGAUGGUUCGAACAUAGUGCGGGAACCGUCCUGGAGAACAUCUCGGAUAUUCGGGAGUUUUUCGUCACCAACUCCUGCGACCACGUUGAUUUGCAGACGAUUUGUGGUGGAGUUAAGAUGACCUACCUUGCUUCAGGGAAGGACCCAAACGGCACAGGCGUGCUGGGAGAAGACAGCUGCUUUUACAGGUAUCUAUUUGACGAGAAGGAUGGAUCGUUCAAAGAUGCGCCUGUACUCCAACAACCCAACGUGAAGGACCCUCGGGACAGUUGUCCGAUCUGCAUCCUGCCGAGGACACACGAAACCAACCGGUACGCGUCCGAACCUGAAUACGAGAUGCUCGACAAUGGGGUCAAGUUCGACGAUGGACGGGAGUUUCAUAUAUACGACUGUGCGUUCUUCUCUCUACGGGAGAAACACUGUCAGGCCGGCAUGAUUAUCGACUUCCGCGUUCCUGCGCGAGGCGAACCUACGGUCACUCUUCAGCUUAUCGGCUUCGUCAACGAUAUCCCAUCACUUCCGGACGAUGUGAUGAAGGAUGAGAGACACGUCUUCCUAUCUGACGAACGUGUCUCAGUCGCGCUGCGUUACCUCGGAGACCAACUCCACAUAGCUCACCUCCGCGCGAUCCCCGACCUCUCAACCUGGCACUCGCUCUCCCCAUUCCACUUUCAUCUCACGUACCAACUGCCGAACGCGAAGCCGUCCAGAUGGACACCGGAACCACUCGACUACAGGAAAGCUCGGAUCUGCGUCUCGUGCAUGAAAGUUCAGAUCAAAAAGUUUCAACGGAAGAAGGAGGGGCGCGGGGAAGGACCGACGUUGCGUGCGCUUGAUGUUUUUGCUGGAGUUGGAGCGUUUGGGCUUGGGAUGGAGGAGGCGGGUGGGAUCAAGGUUACGCAUGCUAUUGAGAUUUCGCCUAGUGCGGCGAAGACGUUGAAGCUUAACGCUCCGAAUGUCACCGUAUACAACCAGGACGCUAAUCUCGUAUUGCACAAAGCGGCCAUGCAGUACUACAAGCCCGAGCUUGCCUCUACUGAUCCACCCCUCAAGAGUCUAGCUGACGACAAGACUCCAUUACCUCCUCCGCCACAUCCGCGGGAUAUAGACGUAAUACUGGCAGGCUUUCCUUGUCAGCCUCACUCGAGAUUGAACAUGUUUCAGAAGGCGAAUGAUUCGAAGAGCAACUUGAUCCUCGUCUUACUGUCCUAUGUCGACCUCUUCAAGCCGAAGUACUGCCUCUUCGAGAACGUCCGUGGUUUCCUUCAAUUCAAUCUCAACGCGACGCAGAAGGAUCAAUACAGUGUUGAAGGAGGAAUAGACAUGGGUGGUAUAAAGUUCCUACAAUACGCCAUGCUCACCAUGGACUAUCAAGUCCGCAUCAUGCUCCUCCAAGGCGGACACUAUGGCCUACCCCAAACUCGCAUCCGAUUCUUCAUGGUCGCGGCGAAGAGAGGGUAUCACUUACCCGAGGUACCACAGCCGACACAUCAAUUCCCCGCGAACGAUGGCCUCGAGAUCAAGUUCACGAACGGAAUGGUGAUACGUCCCGUGCAGACCAAUGGCAGGAGCGCGCCGUUCCGGUCCACGACCAUCGAGGAUGCUAUCGGGGAUCUCCCGCGCUUCGAUUGGAAAAACCCGCAGAAACUAGAGAAGACGCCUCUUCCCGGGACUCGACAGCGCGAGGACGAAGUGCUCACGCUCGAUUGCGAUCCAGAUAAGGGGUUCGUUGGCUUGACGGGCCGGAUGGAGUAUUUCAGUCCGCCGAGGACUUCGUUCCAGUUCAAGUGCAGAGAGAGGCCGACGAGUAAUCUGCAGCAUAUUAAUCGCGUAUUGAACGAGGGUACUGUCGAGCGAGUGAGGAACAUCCCUCUGGAACCAAGAGCAGACUAUCGAAGUGAAGAAAACCCGAAACUAUGGGAGUGGCAGUUCUCAGACCGCGCAUCUUCGAUCGCGAAGAAGGGUUUCCGCGGAGGACUCUACGGUCGCCUGAACAAGGACGGGUUCUUCCAAACGACGGUGACGAAUGUCGAGCCUACCGCGAAACAGAGCCGUGUCCUGCAUCCCUGGUGUCACCGUAUCCUUACCGUCCGUGAGCUAGCACGCUCACAAGGUUUUCCCGACUGGUUUGUGUGCGUCUCCGAGACAGGCGACAUCAAGACGAUGCAUCGUCAAAUCGGAAACGCCGUUCCUUUGCCCGUAGGUGCUGCGUUGGGACGAUCGUUGCGAGCCGCUGUGUUGAAGAAAAAAGCAGAGGAUGACGAGAACGCGAUCGUCCUAGACUGA
Molecule: messenger RNA, 3456 nt
Organism: Stereum hirsutum FP-91666 SS1
Lineage: Eukaryota; Fungi; Basidiomycota; Agaricomycetes; Russulales; Stereaceae
Product: S-adenosyl-L-methionine-dependent methyltransferase
Exons: 15
Coding region: 1-3456 (1151 amino acids)
Cellular component (GO): nucleus
Molecular function (GO): chromatin binding; DNA (cytosine-5-)-methyltransferase activity
Source: RefSeq, a predicted model, not a curated record